Messenger RNA from Dioscorea cayenensis subsp. rotundata (Guinea yam), 1314 nucleotides. Its product is annotated as sulfite exporter TauE/SafE family protein 5-like. Gene Ontology annotation, biological process: protein ubiquitination. The coding region runs from base 1 to 1314 and encodes 437 amino acids. The record is from RefSeq and is a predicted model, not a curated record. Lineage: Eukaryota; Viridiplantae; Streptophyta; Magnoliopsida; Dioscoreales; Dioscoreaceae. Gene Ontology annotation, cellular component: Cul4A-RING E3 ubiquitin ligase complex; membrane. The transcript is spliced from 6 exons.
AUGGCUCUCGAAUGGAUACGUUCGCUAUCAAAGAGGGUUGAGACAAAGAGAUCCGCUUUCACCUUUGUUGUUCGUGUUAGUGACGGAUGUACUGAGUCGAUGUUCUUUCAUGCACUAAGAUCUCAGGUCUUGAUCGAAGUGCCUCUCGGUGAGUUUGGAAGUAAAUACAAUCUCCACUAUGCUGAUGACCUCCUGGUGUUAACCAUGAGAGGUCUCAAGGAUCUCAAGACAUUGAAGCUGAUCUUAUACUUGUUUGAAAGUAUGACCGGCCUUAAGACUAAUUUCUCAAAAACCUGCCCAUAUUCGAGUAAUAUGGGAGAGCUCCCAGAGGUUACAAUAACAGAGACUUUAAACUGCACAAUGGGUACACUUCCUAUCACCUAUCUUGCUGCUUCAAUCUCUAGUGCAGGAGGUCUGGGUGGUGGCCCCUUGUUCCUCCCCACACUUAACCUUGUUGCAGGCCUGCAAAUCAGGACAGCAGCCAGCUUCUCAGCCUUGAUGGUCACUGGAGGAUCUCUGGCUGCUGCUGUCAUCUAUAACCUCUUCUUAGGGACCUCACUGAUAGACUAUGAUAUUGCACUCCUCUCACAGCCAUGCUUGCUUCUUGGAACAUGCAGUGCUGGAGUGAAAUAUUGGAAGGGUGAGACUGAAGAGGUUAGAAGAAGGAGGGACUGUGGAGAUGGUGAGGUGAGCUUGGAGGAGGCUACAGCAGUGACUCAGGGGACUCCAUGGGAAAAGUUGGCGAUGUUGGUAUUUGUAUGGAUGUCUUUCUUUAGCCUGCAUAUUCUUCUUGGUAACAAGGAUGGACAGAGUUUGGCACACAUAAAAAAAAUGUGGUGUUGGUUACUGGCUGAUCACGUUGUCCCAAAUUCCAGUUGCAAUUGGUUUCACUGCAUAUGUCUUGUAUGCAAAGCAGAGGAAAGUAUAUUGGGUGGUCUCUUCGGCAAUGGUGGAGGAUCAUUAACUAAUCUUGUUCUUCUUCAUAUUGGAGUACCCCCUCAGACAACAGCAGCAACAACAAGUUUCAUGGUCUUGUUCUCUUCUUCAAUGUCUUCAGCACAAUACUUGAUCCUUGGCAUGAAAGGUGUCAAACAAGCAUUGAUUUAUACUCUGCUAUGCAUUGUGGGUUCAGUCCUUGGAUUGAUCAUAAUAAAAAGAGCUGUGGUCAAGUCUGGCAGAGCUUCUCUGAUUGUGUUCAUGCUCAGUAUUGUGAUGGGGCUUAGUACAAUCUCUAUUACUUGCUUUGGUGCAAUUGGUGUUUAUAGAGAUUACACUGCCGGCAAAAAUAUGGGUUUCAAUCUCCCUUGCAGAUGA